AACGUUUGACUAGCGUUAGGAAAGAGGUUCUUCACACUAUUCACCGGCAAGUCCAAGGAGUGGCUGACCAACACUCAGUGACCGCUGGAAGCCUGCAGCUGGUGAAUCGGAGGUGGAUCAGUCUUCUUCGGUUCCCCGUGACCUGUGAAAACCUCUCACUUUGCUCACCUAGCUCAUAAGCCCCACGGGAACUUAAGAUGGCUCCAACUGCAGGCUUACUGGGCCUGACUCUCUUGUUUGGUGCUGUCGUUGGCCUUGGAUGGGAAGACAAAGCUGGACCUCUGGAGGACAAGAUACUUGAUGUGCCAGAAGGAACCAUGGAACCAUAUCCCAUAUAUCAGUUCAAAUCGACCAAGCCCCAAGUGACAUCAUACAGGAUGUCAGGUGACCCUGACGGCAAGUUCUUGGUGUCCAGUGACGGCUGGCUUUACCUUGAGAGGGCGCUGUCCUGGUCAGAACGGAGCCACUACAGUUUACAGAUCGAAGCCCUGGCUGACUCGGAAACGGUGGAUGGGCCAUACUCUGUGACCAUAAACGUGAUCGACAUCAACAACCACCGACCGACAUUCAACCAGACAGAGUACAGCGGGAUGGUGAGGGAGCACAGAGCAGCUGGGUUGGCUUUCAUGAGGGCUUUUGCUACCGACCUGGAUGACCCCGAGACUCCCAACGCCAAGCUGAGCUACAGCAUCCUGAGCCAGAUCCCAGAUGUCACAAAAAUACCACUUUUCCAGAUUGAUAGUGUCACCGGGGAAAUCGCCACCACCCUAGAGGGAGAGGCGACUCUGAAAGCCAGAGAUGGUGUCAUGCCCAUAGGUACAGAAGACUGGAAAAGCCAGGACAUCUUGAAGAAGAAAUUUGAAGAGUAUUGCUCCCCAGUGAAAGACAUUCCCUAUGAGUUCAACCCCUUUUACACCUGUGUCGAGAGAUCAGAGUCCAAACGGAUGAACCCAUCGGACAGCCCAGACUACACUCUGAUCAUCAAGGUGGAGGACUUGGAGGGCAAGUCGGAGAACGCGCUCAGUGACCAUGCAUCAGUCAGCAUUGUGGUGCAGCAAAAUCUCUGGUUCGCCCCAAAAUCCAUCAGGAUAGAUGAGAACCACGAGGGACCCUAUCCCAUGAAAAUCGCUGAGGUCCAGUCAAAUGAGAUUGGAGCACAUUACUAUCUUAGCCAAAAGGAACGAUAUCCCAGUUUUCCUUUUGAAAUAAACGAAGAAGGUCACAUAUUUGUCACAGCAGCUUUGGACAGAGAGGAGAAAGACAUGUAUAUUCUGGUAGUAUUUGCCAGAGAUGAUUUAGACACUGACUUAGAGGAACCCCUGGAGAUCCAAGUUGUUGUGGAAGACCUCAAUGACAACAAGCCUGUUUGUGAGCAUCUGGUGAGCCAAUUCGAGGUGCAAGAAAAUGAAGAGAUUGGUAGCUUGAUCGGAGUUCUGCAGGUCUAUGACCUCGACAAGGAGAAAUCACCCAACAGCCUUCUCAGAUACGAGAUAGUGGACCAGGAGCCCAAGACGCCCUCAGCGACAAUGUUCCUAAUCGACAAUUUUAUGGGGAAGAUUCAACUGGGCAACUCCAACCUCCAGAAGAAAGAAGUUCCAGAAUAUCACCUCACCAUCAAGGUUUCUGAUAAAGCUGGGGAUCCUACAGGGUACAGUACACAGUGCAGCGCUGUCAUCAGGGUCAUCGAUAUCAACAACGAAAUUCCGAUGUUUGAAAAGAAUGAUUAUGGGGAGGUGACCACAGCUGAAGACACAGAAUUGGGCACCACCUUGCUCAGUGUCUUGGCCACAGAUGCGGAUGACCCUGGGACUGGCAGCUCCAAGGUGGUAUACCACAUCCAAAGUGGGGACCCUGACCAUGUCUUCGCCAUUGACAACAGUGAAACCAACGGGCAACACUUUGGCAGGCUGUACAUUGCCAGGCCUCUUGAUUUUGAGACCACAUCAGUCUACACACUCCUCAUUGACGCUAGGAACCCCGAACCUCUGGUGAAGGGAGUCGAGUAUGACAACCGAUCGACGGCAGUCGUCCGUAUCCAAAUCACCAACGUUAACGAGCCCCCAGAGUUUACUGAUGACAUUUAUGAAGUAAACGUCAAAGAAAAUGUCACCGUUGGAACAACUCUCAUUGAAAUGAAGGCCGAAGACCCAGAAGGCAAAGAUAUCAGAUUCAAAUUGGAGGGAGAUGAGAGGAACUGGCUAGCCAUCAACCCAAAUACUGGGGAAAUCAAAACGAAGGCUGGUCUAGACCGGGAGGAAGUAUCAGAAUACAAAGUACGCGUGUUUGCAUAUGAAAAGGACUCACCCAACCUACAGACACAGAGGGAUGUUAACAUCCGGCUGGAAGACGUCAACGACAACGUCCCCAAGCUGACGGCGACGCGGGGCUUUGUGUGUGCGAAUCACCCCCAACCCGUCAUCCUGAUCGCUGAAGAUAAGGACGGACCACCCUUUGGACAACCUUUGACCUUUGCCAUGUCUAAAAAGGCUCCUAACUGGGAGAUUAGGCAGACUGAUGGAACGUCUGCUAAACUUCUGUUGAAGAGUGCACCCAAAGAGGACGUGACAUUUAACAUCCCGAUCAGCAUCAAAGACAACGCAGGCCUGGGAGUGCCUCAGCUGUUUGAGGUCCGCGUGUGUAACUGCACACAGCUGGGCUAUUGCUACAUAGCACCCGCCCCCCAAGAAUGGAGGCUGGGAUUGCCCAAGACCAUAGGGAUCCUGGCCGGGACGCUCGGCGGCGUGGGCCUGCUACUCUUGAUAGUUUUCUACCGAAUCAGAAAGAGCGACGAGAAGAAGAAGAAGGCAGUGGCCCAGGGCGAGGGGGAAACCAUGCUGCAGUAAAUGCGGAGGAGCGGGAGUCGCAUGGUUAACUGUCACACUGCUCUUUCGAUUUUAUUGCAUGUAUCUACACGGGGUGAAUUAUUAGAAACAUAUUCUGAAUUCAGGUGCAUGUUUUUUAUUGUGCACAACUUGCUCAGGGACAUGCUCAUCAUCUAAAAAGUGGUGGUGGGGGGUGGGGGGUAGUGGAGGGGCAUUUGAAAUGGUAUAAAUGCUGAAUACUUUAGCACAAACACUUUUAUUAAAUAUUAUAAAUAUGUAUAAUAAAUCAAUUUUAAUUAAAGACUUUCUGAAAGUGUUACACCAGAGACUGGAAAAGUUGUGGCCCGCCCCAGCCCAACCACACCCUGUCACAUCAGUAUCAGAAAUAUGCACUGACUUCUCUAUCUGUCAAACGUUUUUGUUUCAUAGUUGGUUUGAUUAUGAAAUAACCGCAGUGAAUUAGCACAUAAGUCCAGUCAGUAAUGUGAGUAGCAGUUUGGAUGUUGGAGGUAUUUAUUUUAUAUUUGUACCUCCCAAUUUAAAUAAAUUUGAGAAUUCACAAAGUACAGUACUUCCAAUUUUCUUAGCUGUGUUUGAACCACUGUUACUGUCUUCAGUUAUUGUGCUGUCACUGAACAAUGGCUGGUCGUUUCAAGCCGUUUCACGACCCCUUAUAAAUAAAUGUGAGACACUGUUUAUGUAAAUUAUAGCCUGCUUUUGGAAUGUUCCGUCGUUUAGAAGUUACCAUCUGAGCAAUAAUUGCUCUCCCCUUGAGCACAUUCGACAUUUAGCAUGUUUCUCAGAAUUUUUUGGUUACGGUGGGGGUGCCAUGAGUAGGGGGGAACCAGACUGUACCUAUUUCUUCCAAACGCAUCAAAUGCGUCACAAUGGUUCAACAUAAAAAGUCUGCAAUCAUGUUAAUAAGGUUAGUAUAUUUGCAUACUUGUGCACAUGCAUUAUUUCUGGAGGAAACAGUGUUUGUUUUUAACACAAGUGUUAUUAAAUAAAGUGAGCUGCUUCGGUGACAA
Messenger RNA from Paramormyrops kingsleyae, 3850 nucleotides. It is a transcript of the gene cdh17, whose product is annotated as cadherin 17, LI cadherin (liver-intestine). Gene Ontology annotation, molecular function: calcium ion binding; beta-catenin binding; cadherin binding. NCBI's taxonomy places the organism in Eukaryota, Metazoa, Chordata, Actinopteri, Osteoglossiformes, Mormyridae. The record is from RefSeq and is a predicted model, not a curated record. Gene Ontology annotation, biological process: cell migration; cell-cell adhesion mediated by cadherin; homophilic cell-cell adhesion. Gene Ontology annotation, cellular component: plasma membrane; catenin complex; adherens junction.